Messenger RNA from Drosophila sulfurigaster albostrigata, 1253 nucleotides. Its product is annotated as angiopoietin-related protein 7-like. NCBI's taxonomy places the organism in Eukaryota, Metazoa, Arthropoda, Insecta, Diptera, Drosophilidae. Bases 57 to 1238 code for a protein of 393 amino acids. The transcript has 3 exons. The record is from RefSeq and is a predicted model, not a curated record.
AAAUCCUAUGUUCAGUCUAUUUUCCACCGGGUUUGAUUGCAGUACUUUAAAUUAAUAUGAAGAGCUUUAUAAAGUGUGCUUCCUCCUUAUUGAUUUUAUGUAUUGCAUCUUGCUCAGCUCAAUAUGAGAAUUGUGAAAUAAAUAACGAGCUGGAUAAGCAAUGUGGAGCGUAUACUUACAGCGUAGUCAAACCUUUCUUCAGAUAUGUGCAAGAAAUAAGAGAUGAUAUCGAUAAAAGUGAAUUGAAAGAUAAAGAAAUAAAAGAACAGAAAGAGAAGUUGCUUCAACUGGAUAUAAAUGCAGUAACUAUUAGGGAAUUGCGAUCACAGAUUGCAGAUCUGCGUCAAAAUAACAAUUAUCUUCAAAGAACAAUUGACGGCUUAACUUCAAUUUCAAAGUGUGAAACAUGUGAAAAUAGAUUUAAUGCAUUAAGCAAAGCACUUGCUGAAAGUAAUAACCAAUUAUCAAGGAGAAAUAUUGAUUUGCAAGCAUGUCAAUCAAGCAUUACUGAGAAAGAUAUUCUAAUUGAUUUACUUGCGCCCAAUAGUUGUGUUCGCUUUGGUCAAGCUGCGGGUAUUCAUCGCAUUGAAGUGCCCGGGAUUAACUCUCUUCUCUCAUUCGAUGCUCUGUGCGAUAGUAAAGCAGCUGGUCCGGGUUGGAUGGUUAUACAACGUCGCUUCGAUGGCAAGGAGAAUUUCUAUAGGGAUUGGGCAUCGUAUCGCGAUGGUUUCGGUUCAUUAGAUGGUGACUUUUUCCUUGGCUUAGAAAAGAUUUAUAGGCUAACAAGCUCGCAGCAAUUCGAACUUUAUAUGUAUAUGGAAGGCUUUGAUGGUUCCAUUAAAUACGCGCGAUACGAUCACUUUGCUAUAUCUGGUGAGGACGAUGCCUACGCGCUGACCAGCUUAGGCGCAUUCUCGGGGAAUGUGCCAAUCGAUGAGCUGCGUUAUCAUGAGCACCAAAAGUUCUCCACUUUCGAUCGCGAGAACGAUAUUUGGCCCAAAGGAAACUGUGCUGUCGACUACAGAGCUGGCUGGUGGUAUAAAGCGUGUGCCAAGUGUCAUUUCACUGGCAGAAUUCUUGAUAGAAGCGUAAGGAAUGGCACAAGCGCCUACUGGCAUGAUUUUAUGGCACUUAGGCGAGUUCAGAUGCUUAUUCGCCCCAAAGAUAAAAAAAAGAUAGGCCCUGAUAGCAGUAAAAUGAGUUCAUCUGAUGAAAUAUAUAUGUACUCUAAAUCCUAAUUUAUACAUCAAUAA